AACUUCCACAUUGUCGAAACCGUUGGGAGGGAAACUCGAAACUGUUCUCUGUUGUGACCAUACUCCUUCUCCAAAACCAACAAUGGAAUCAGCAACUUCAUAGUCAGAACAAAGUGACAGACAGAGAGUAAUAGAAACAGAAGGGUUUUGAAAUCUCUGUGUUUUUGUUUUGUUUUGUUUUAUCGACAAUGAUCGAAUGGACGAAGCGAUUGAACGCUGCAUUUGGGGCUUCAUUUCUUUGGCUGAUUUGCUUGGUUUACUUCACCCAGGGUUUUAGGUCCUUUGUCUGGACAUCAAUUUCCUACCAGCUUAAGGAUAAUCUUAAGUUGUCACCUUCAGCUUCCCAAUUUGUGAUUUCAGUAGCAUUUUUUCCAUGGAGCAUCAAACCAUUAUAUGGAAUAAUUUCUGAUUGUAUCCCAAUCAAAGGAAGAAAACGGGUUCCCUACUUAGUGAUUGCAACUGUGCUCUCCCUUGUGCCAUGGUUGAUUUUAGGCUUAAAUUCAACAUUGAGGGAUUCAACAGGGCACCUAAUGGUAUUUUUGACUGUGCAAAACUUGGGCUCGGCCAUGGCAGAUGUUGUUGUUGACGCAAUGAUAGCGGAGGCAGUAAGAGAUGACAAGGCUUCAUAUGCAGGCGACCUCCAAUCAAUAUCUUGGUCUGCAAUGGCUUUGGGAGGGAUAUGUGGGAGUUUGUCAGGGGGGUUUGCAUUAUCCAAUUUACGGAUGGAUGCUAUUUUUCUUCUAUUUUCUGUGCUGCCUUGCAUGCAGUUGUUAUCAUGCUGGUUUGUGGAGGAGAGCUCUGUAAAUAGCAAAGUUUUACCAGAGGAUUCUAUUGAUUCACAUACGAAUGAUAGUAGUAGUAUCCCAGAUGAAGAUAGUCCUUUAACCAAAAAGUCCCACAAGAGUACAAGAAGAAGAAAGAACGGCAAAAAGAACAAGAAAAAUAAAGCAGUAAAUACCAGCAAACCCAAAAAAUUUGAGAAAGGAGAUUCCAUGGCAUUAAAGUGGUUCCAUUCUUUGAAAGAUGCAAUUUAUGAUUUGUGCCGUGCGUUUAAACAGCCAACGAUUUGGAGACCUAUGACUUGGUUUUUCCUUGCCCACAUUACUCUUCCCGAUCUUUCAACAGUCAUUUUCUACUAUGAAACCGAGGUUCUGAAGCUGGAAGCGUCUUUUCUCGGGACUGCCCGGGUUGUUGGGUGGUCAGGACUUAUGCUGGGCACCUUUAUUUAUAAUCGCCACCUGAAGUAUAUGACCCUAAGAAAAAUUCUCAUGUGUGCCCAUAUUGGGUUGGUCUUCUUGAAUCUUCUGCAGAUGGCUGUAGUGUCUAGGAAAAAUAUUGCCUUUGGAGUAUCUGACAGGGUUAUGGUGCUCUUUAGCUCGGCUCUUGCUUUUGGAGUCAAUCAAUUCAAGUUUAUGCCUUUCCUGAUCUUAUCUGGACAACUAUGUCCUCCUGGGAUUGAAGGGACUUUAUUUGCCCUUUUCAUGUCAAUAAACAAUUUGGGGUCAACAGUGGGGUCUUUUGUGGGUGCUGGCUUGGCUUCUAUAUUGAACAUUGAUUCAGGAUCAUUUGACAAUCUUCUAUUGGGCAUCACCAUUCAAACCUUGUGCUAUUGCAUUCCAGUUGCUUUUCUGUUUCUGAUACCAAAAGAAGCUACAGGUGUAGCAGCAUAGGUUACGAGUUAAUGACUACAAUUGAGAUUGACUUCAGUUACAUUAGUUUUUUCUAGGUCCAUCACAGCUGGUAUUUUACACUUGUAAACGGGAAAUGAGGAUUAUAUAAAUCUGGUUUAUACAAUUCUCUUUUGAUAAUCACAAAAUUAUUAUACUGAUUGUAUAUACUCUUGUAGCAACAAUUUUGGUCAGCAAGUCACUUUUUACA
Molecule: messenger RNA, 1878 nt
Organism: Lotus japonicus
Lineage: Eukaryota; Viridiplantae; Streptophyta; Magnoliopsida; Fabales; Fabaceae
Product: probable folate-biopterin transporter 4
Exons: 7
Coding region: 189-1670 (493 amino acids)
Cellular component (GO): membrane
Source: RefSeq, a predicted model, not a curated record